UGGUACUGGGCUGGGCACUGGGCAUUGGGCUGGGCACUGGUCUGGGCACUGGGCUUGGUACUGGUCUGGGCAUUGGGCCGUGUAUUGGGCUGACCAAGCCAUGACUCUGCCAGAGAUGCCCUACUAAGGGGGUGAGGACCCUGCCCUACUGCCCCAUGGGAGCACUGACCUGCUUAGGGACCUCCCUGGAUUAUGUCUCCUGAGGGGACCCGGGGGCACGGUCUCUGCGGACCGGGCUGAAACUUCCCUGGCACCAAACUGGGCAAAUACUCCAUGUGGCACAUGUGGGCACCUGCCUGACUGACCCCCCAACACAAACACAGUUGGACCCCACGUUGGGCACCGUCCCUGCCAGGCAGAGCUUCCCCUGCUCAGGAAUUUGGCUGCCUGCCUGCGAGGAGCCCCUGCUUGUCCGGAUAAUUGCACCGGGGAGUAACUGCACCGAGUACUGGGAGCUGCAGGAACCCCCAGACGGGUACAAUGUUUGGGCAUUUGGGCACAGCCAGACUUUCCUUAUGAGCACAAGUUGGCACUUCUGUUGGCACUUCCCUCACUCACUAUGGAGUCUGCUGCUUCUCUUUGUGUCUGUGACCUCCUGUAACUCCCUGGACACUCCCUGCGCCCCCCUACUGAGGACUCUGCUGACCAUGCUCUGCUGGUUCCGGCUCCUGCUCCCUGCCGUGUCUUUGCUUCUGGCUCUGCAUUGGGUUUCUGCGCAAGCCGACGAGUGCAGUGAGCGCUGUGAUCUCUAUCACGGACACUGUGACCAGGACAGAAUGUGCAGGUGUGACCCUGGCUGGGACGGGGAGUUCUGCGAGGACUGUGUGAGGAUGCCAGGCUGUGCCCAUGGAUCAUGCCACCAACCCUGGCAAUGUAUGUGCCACAACGGCUGGGCUGGCAAGUUCUGUGAUAAAGACCUGCACUUGUGCAACCAUUCGGACCCCUGCCAGAACCAGGGCGAGUGCCUCAUCGACCACGACGGGGAAUUUUCCUGUAUCUGCCCAGAGCCUUUCUAUGGCAGGACCUGUGAGCUGAAGAGGGGGCCGUGCGAGAAAGCAGGAUUUCCGUGCCUGAAUGGAGGAAGUUGCCACGACCGCAGCGGCUUUGCGAACACCUUCACUUGCCGGUGCCUGGCCGGAUACACCGGGGAGCUUUGCCAGAUGGAUGUGGACGACUGCCUGAUGCGACCUUGCGCCAACGGGGCGACGUGUCACGACGGAAUCAAUCGCUUCUCGUGCGAGUGCCCAUCUGGCUUCCAGGGGCGGUUCUGCACCAUCAACAUCGAUGACUGUGCGGGGCAGCCGUGCCAGAACAAUGGGCGGUGCUAUGACCGUGUGGGGGACUACGAAUGCUACUGCCCAGAGGGCUUCAUGGGAAAGUCUUGUGAGAUUCCCAUCCCCAAACCUACGUGGGACGAGGAGCUGCGGGCGUCGACUAAAGACAGUGAAACCGCGCACGAGCGCAGCCGGGUCACUCGCCCACCGCUGGUCAGAACGUUGGAUACUGGCCGAAAGAGCCAGGGCACCAUCUCAGUCAAGGAGGUGGUGAUGCAGGUGGAGAGGAGUCUGACCACGUUGCAGCUGGUACUUGUGAUCGUGUUUGGAACUAUAACUGGCAUUGCCAUCUUCUCCACCAUUACCGUAGUCCUGGUGUAUAGGAACAGAAGUGCCAGGCAGACUGCCCAUCAUGGCUACGGUUUAUCAGCGGCAAAGACACAAUAUCAGGAAUGCCAGGGCUCCUCCCCCGACCAUCGUAAAACCACAGAGUUGUGAUGCCAGGAGAGGGAGGGGUGAAUAUAAUGGGGAAAAGUGACCAAGAAUCUGUGUGGGUACGGGCUGAGCUGCCUCAGCCCCAAUAGGAACCUCCCCCUGGGUAAGUGAAUCCAAUCUCCCCCAGUACUUACCCAGGUACAGAGCUCUGAUUCUCUGUACUU
Messenger RNA from Xenopus tropicalis (tropical clawed frog), 1933 nucleotides. RefSeq names its product delta-like 2 homolog (gene dlk2). Gene Ontology annotation, biological process: negative regulation of Notch signaling pathway. NCBI's taxonomy places the organism in Eukaryota, Metazoa, Chordata, Amphibia, Anura, Pipidae. The record is from RefSeq and is a predicted model, not a curated record. Gene Ontology annotation, cellular component: membrane. Bases 516 to 1772 code for a protein of 418 amino acids. Gene Ontology annotation, molecular function: calcium ion binding. The transcript is spliced from 7 exons.